This is a messenger RNA of Mytilinidion resinicola, 1206 nucleotides long. RefSeq names its product carboxy-cis,cis-muconate cyclase-like protein. Gene Ontology annotation, molecular function: protein binding; 6-phosphogluconolactonase activity. Lineage: Eukaryota; Fungi; Ascomycota; Dothideomycetes; Mytilinidiales; Mytilinidiaceae. The coding region runs from base 1 to 1206 and encodes 401 amino acids. The record is from RefSeq and is a predicted model, not a curated record. The transcript has 4 exons.
AUGGGUCUGGGCGCGCUCGUAAUUGCUGAUCUGGUACUGGCUUUCUCUAGGGCUAGCGCGUCAACUCUCUACGUCGCCUCAUAUGGUGGUACAGUAUCUACGCUCUCUUUGAGUGGCAACGCACUCGUCAGUAAAUCCGUCAACACCCACUGCGGAUCAGCUUCAAAUCAUGCCCCAACAUGGCUCAAACUGGACAAAACGAACAAAGUACUAUACUGUCUUGGUGAGGAUCGCUUGAUCAACUCAUUUAAGACGUCUGUGGAUGGGGCCUUGUCCUUCAUCGACCAAAAGGCCACUAUAAAGGGGCCUGUUAGCAGUAUCUUCUUCAACGACAACGUGGCCAUUGCGCUUGCUCACUAUGAUGGAUCGUCCAUCUCUACAUGGUCUAAGUCUCCCAGCGGCACCAUUGCUCCAAUCCAAAACAUCACCUUCACCCCAGCUACAUCUGGCCUCAACCCCGACCGUCAAGCGGCUCCCCACGAGCACGAAGCCAUCCUCGACCCAAUAAGCCACUUCCUACUCUUCCCUGACCUCGGCGCCGACCUCGUCCGCGUCUUCUCCUUCAACCUCUCAACCUCGCUCCUCUCAGCCCAUGACCCCCUAAAGGCCGCAUUGGGCUCAAGCCUACGCCACGCCGUCUUCUGGUCCCCCGAGACGCCCUACACGCAGGGUAUACCCCUCUUUUUCUUCCUGAUCGCCGAGCUCUCAAACGCCAUCACGAGCUACUCGGUCACGUAUCCCAAGUCCGGCGGCCUGGCAUUCACAGAGGUGCAGAAAGUCACCACGUUCGGCGGCAAGCCCGUACCAAGCACUGCCGCAGCGGCUGGGAUUGUUGUCUCCCCUGAUAACAAAUUCAUUCUCAACUCUAACCGCAUGGAUUACUCCUUCAUCACCGCGAGCCCCGAUCCCACCAACAGCACCGAGAUCGCGUCCAACUCUAUUGCUGUAUGGAAGCCGAAUGCUAUCGGAAUUCUAGAGUUUCCGAAUGCUAUCGGAAUUCUAGAGUUUGUCCAACUCGCGCUAGCUGGUGGAACCGGCCCACGCUACUUUAGCUUCAACGCGGCUGGUGACAUCGUGAGUGUUGGAUUGCAGCUGAGCGAGAACGUGGCCAUCAUCAAGAGAGAUGUGAAGACAGGUAAGCUGGGAGAUAUUGUCGCGAAUCUAGCGGGUGGUGGGGCAAUCACGAACGUGAUCUGGGAUCAGUGA